AUGCCUCUCUCCAACAAGAAACACAACGCCGCCCUGGCCGCUGAGCAGCAAAACCUCGCCGCGUCCGGCGCCGCAGGUGGAGCUUCCGCAAACGCCAACCUCCCCGGCCCGGCCCCGUUCACCGCCGGCCCGCAUCGCCACGACAUCAUGAACAAGCUCGAUCCCACCGUCGACAGCGGCACCGGCGGGAUGCAAGUUCUCACCUCGGGCGGCCACACAAACACUGCCGCAGCCGGAGUCCCCGGCCAGCCUCUCGGACAGGCGCCCGCUGCGGGCGGCGUCAUGGGCAGCAACAACCCGUACGGCGUCCAGCACAACUCCCGCAUGGCGAAUGCGCUGGAUCCCCGCGUCGACUUCAUCCAGGGCCAGCCCGGAGGCGCGAAUUACUACACAAAGGGCACAAAUGUCAUGCCCGGAGCUGCUGCUGCGCCGCGACAUGUUCCUGAGGGCACUUACGGCCCGCACAACUCCCGUCUAGCUAAUGCUGCGGAUCCACGAAUUGACUCUGAUGCAGACCGCCAUCGUGUUGGAGGAGUCGGGGCUGGAGCUGGAGCCGGAACUGGAGCUGGGACGGCUUCGCGGCCUAUUUACCCUCCUGGUGUGGCUGGACCAGCUCCCACGACGGCCGGGCCUCAUCGACAUGACAUUUUGAACAAGCUGGAUCCGAGUGUGGAUAGUCGAUCUGCCACCAAUGUUGACGCUACUGGCCGCAGACUCGUCUAA
Messenger RNA from Trichoderma virens Gv29-8, 723 nucleotides. RefSeq lists its product as uncharacterized. NCBI's taxonomy places the organism in Eukaryota, Fungi, Ascomycota, Sordariomycetes, Hypocreales, Hypocreaceae. The record is from RefSeq and is a predicted model, not a curated record. Bases 1 to 723 code for a protein of 240 amino acids. The transcript has a single exon.